GUAAUGCGCACCUGCUGAGCCGAUGCGAAAGCUCACGUCAACUUUGGGGAUGAGGCAGUAAGACCAAAGAUGGCGGCGCUGGUGGAGGGUGAGCAAUAUGGUCUAACAUCUGGUAGGUCCACCGGCGCUGACAAAACUUGUGUGUACGUAAAACUCACCGACUCAGCACUUCGAGCCAUCGAGGAUUUCCAAAAGACUCACAUCACCGCCACCAGCCACAGACCAGUCAUACAGUUAAGAAACAAUGAAGGGGUUAUCAAAAUUCCAAGCAAGUCUUCCGAUAGUGCAGAAGGAUUUAAACAGUUCCGAUUUGUUGUAUCGAAUCUCCCAGGCGACCCGAACGGUAGCUUUGAUUGUGUCCAACAGUCCCACAAAAAUCAACUUGACCUAGUUGGUAGUAUGCCCUCUAAAAUCUCGGUAUGUGCCACUGACGAUGUCUACAAAGCCACUAAACAAAAAAUGACACUGGCAGAAGAAGAGAGCAAGAAAAAUUGCGCCAAAGAAAUUAAGCCAGGUGCACCAAAUGUAGGGCGCAAAAUCAAGAAAGUGAUCAGGGGUGGGGCUGGUGCAAUUUACUCAAAAAACAGUGCAAGCAGUAAUGGCCCUUCCCAUCACAAAACCAGUCCUUCCUACACGUCAGCAGGAACGGGGACGAUGGGGAGUAGUUUCAGGGGAGCAGCAUCUGUCUCCAAAGCAUCUUCAUUGGUGUCCAAGUCCAACCCUGCCCUAGGGGGAGCCAGUGGGAUCACCAGCAGUUCCAGUGCCAAGUCCUCUUCCAGUAACAGUAAUGCUGCAGCUGUGAUGACGAAUUCUUCGAAUUCUAGUAGUUCUUCUAGUAGUAGUAAACCUAACUCUGCCAUCAUGGCAUUGCCAUACAGAGACAGGGUGAUCCAUUUAUUAGCAGUUCGACCUUACAAAAAACCAGAAUUAUUAGCUAGAUUACAAAAAGAUGGUAUUAAAGAAAAAGACAAGAAUUCAUUAGGUUCCAUAUUACAGCAAGUAGCUCACUUUUCCCCAAGGGAAAAUACAUAUACUUUAGCUAAACAUCUAUAUGAUAGUGUGAAACCAGACUGGCCAUUUUAUACAGAAACAGACAAGCAGCUAUUGAAAAGGCGUAGGCCGCAUGAAAGCAAUGGCACUCCCACAAGAUCUCCAUCUGUAUCCCCAACUAGUACUGCUCAUAGUCCACCCUCUUCACAGAAAAGAGGCAGUAGUAGCAGCAUCAGUGAGUUAGACCAGCCUAGUAAAAAACAGAGAAUAGCCCAUUCUUCCAGCAAGGCUACUGUCAAUGGUCAUUAUAGUCCAGACAAAUAUGAAGUGACCACAACUACUCCAGAUUCCAGCCAUAUUAAGACAGAUGAAGAGAACAAAGGAAGCAGUCGGGCCUUAGCUUCAUCCACCUCAGACACCCCAGACUACAUCCUUCAGUACACCAUGAUCAACUCCCAAGAGCAGCGGAGGAGGUACAAGGAGGACUUUAACCAACAGUACGACCACUACAGGGGGAUACAUGCUAGUGUGGAGAAAGUUUCCAAGAAGUUCCGAGAGCUCCAAGAACAGCUCUACAAGUCCAAACCUGGCACAGAGGAGUAUGAGAAAAUCCGUGACAAAAUCUACAGAGAAUACAAGGGCAUGAAGAAUGACUCAAAAUACAUGGAAGAGAAGAAGGAAGUUGACUACUUGCACACUAAACUAGGACACAUUAAACGAUUAAUACAGGAAUAUGACCAGUCCCUUCAUGAAGACUCCUAGCUCUGGUCCUUUUUCUCAACACCUGACCAAUAGAUGGCACUGUAUGUCAGGGUCUUGUCAUGACAUAUCUAAUAUGACCAACAAUGGAUACAAUCUCUGCUGAAAGAAAACUUCUUGAUCCUUACAUUUUUUGCCUAAACCCCUGCAAAGGAGUUAUUAAGUAUGAAUUGAAAUCACCCCAAAAAGAACCCUCCAUUACACCACAUUGCUAUAGCUGCUAAAGUGAGUUAAAUCUGUGAUAUACACUUCUUGUAGAGAUAAAGUUAUGAUAUAAGUCAUAAAAUCACCCAUACAGGUUAUAUUCGUAACAGAUAUUUCCAGGACAUUAUUUUGAGGUGCUUUGUAUAUGUAACAUUAACUUUGUGCAUUGGCUCAUAGAGCUCAAGAUUACAUGUAUUUUUUUUUUAUUAUUGCACAUUCUAUGAUUGCUCUUGUUCAUUGGGAGGCAGAAGAUAUCACGAAUGGGUUUCAUAUAUCAAAUGUUGGAAUUUUAGUACAUUUCUUAAACUUCAGAUACUAACUUACAGGUUGAAUUCAUCUGAUCAGGUAGCAUAAUCUUUUUUACAGCAAUGUGAAGUCUCUAUUUACAAACUGACUUUGAAGAUGCUCAUAAUUUUCGUUUCAUUUUUAUGUGUAAUGAUGGGUAGUGUAUCUGUCUGCAACUUUGUGAACAAGCAGCCCACUAUAAAUCACCAGGGAUGAAAUGUAGCCCCAUUUUAUUUCAGUAUUAAUAUGCAAAAAAAACUUAACUUGUAAAUGUAUUUCCAUACACAUUAAAUAAGCAAAAGGUUAGAACAAAUGACAGAUUAUGGAGUUCUAUUUAAAAGUUAAAUUCAAUCUACGGUUGAAGUUUGUGUUAUUAUGUUCAUUUAAUGAUUGGUUCUUUUUUCUGUUUAAUAUGUGUAUGCAGUUUAACACCAUAAAAGUAUUUAUUUCUUUUAUUGUUGCAGCUUUUUGUUGGAAUGGCUGUGGACCAAGUUGUCUUGCUUUUUUUUGUCUCUCUCACUGUGUGAGAAGUGCUCUUUUUGUUGUAACUGCCACAAUCAAAGAAGUAAAAUUAUGAGUAAAAAAAAAUUAAAACACAUGCCAAAUGUGAAUUAUUUUGUGAUCAUUAUCACAAUACUGAUAUUAUUUUUUCCUAUGAGCAGGCUUUGCCCUUCUUUUGGGAAUAUUGUCCAAAUGAUGUAAACAGAUAGUUUGAAUUGAAAAUUGACUUGUUUGGAAUGAUAACCCUCUUUAUUGUUGCACAGAAAUCUUAUCCAUCAUUGUUUGAACUGCUGCACUGUGUACAAAGACACUUAGGCUUGGAUUGUGAAAUUCUACAUUCUUCUGGGCAUGGAACAAAAUGUUAAAGAACGAGUAUGACGUAUAUUUCAUAUCUUUCAUAAGCAGUUUUGACAAAAUCAGUGAGUUGAUUUUACCCAGUUUGUACACAUUGUAGCAGGUAUUUCAGUAUUAUGUGGAGAAACAUUGUUUGGAGAGGUCUCUGUUCAAAACUGACAUCAAAUGAUUGGUCAUUUGCCCCAUCUUUGGUUUUGCUUGCUUACUUUUAAUUUUUUUUUUUCACUUUAAAAACAAAAAAAUUACAUAUAUAUGUAUACUCAUGUUCAUCAGUUCUUCUAAGAAUAAGAGGUUCUUAGAAGUGUGAAGACCUGGAAAGUAGAAUCGCAAGUGACUAAGCACCCAUUUCAGGAGGAAUUUCCCUUUGAGUGUGGUGUAAUUUUCACUUUGUUGAAAAUAAUUUUAGAUGUAAGAACUGUCCUAACAUAUGCAGAAAGUUAUCAAUUCAUGUAUGUAAAUACAACAAAUCUGUAACAUAUUCUAGGAAUGCUUUUUGUGUAGCAGGUUUGAACCCCACUUGGAAAAUGUACCAUACACAAAAUCUAAAUGGCUUUAUAUGUCAAGCUAAUUUUAGGACUAAAUUAUCACAUUUGUCUUUAUUAUGAUAGAUAUAAUGUGGGGGCAAAAUAGAGAGAUGUUAAGGCAUUAGUCCUAAAAUAUGUUGUAUUUUUGCAGUUGUAGAUUUAUUCUGUGAUUUUGACAGGCUGUUCUUAUAGACAUUUCGAGCAAGUAUCUUCAGAAACACAUUGCUGAAUGUCAAGGGCAUUUACUGCCAUUACUCUAGCACUGCAUCAAAUUGCAACCUUUGUAUCUUUUCAUGGGUACCAAAAAAAACUUUGAAAAACUGCUCAUUCUUGAUUUAAGAAAUGGUGCAUUUCCAUUUUGUUCUUGCCAGGUGCUCUCCAGAAGGACAGUGAUUUCCACAAACAACGGUACUG
This is a messenger RNA of Lingula anatina, 4031 nucleotides long. RefSeq names its product RNA polymerase II elongation factor ELL. Gene Ontology annotation, biological process: transcription elongation by RNA polymerase II; snRNA transcription by RNA polymerase II; positive regulation of transcription elongation by RNA polymerase II. The record is from RefSeq and is a predicted model, not a curated record. Gene Ontology annotation, cellular component: transcription elongation factor complex. NCBI's taxonomy places the organism in Eukaryota, Metazoa, Brachiopoda, Lingulata, Lingulida, Lingulidae. Gene Ontology annotation, molecular function: cis-regulatory region sequence-specific DNA binding.